Molecule: messenger RNA, 249 nt
Organism: Peronospora matthiolae
Lineage: Eukaryota; Oomycota; Peronosporomycetes; Peronosporales; Peronosporaceae
Source: the annotation of a GenBank genome assembly
AUGGCGGACACUGCCUCGAAGCAUCGAGCUGAGUUUGCCUUUGCUCAGCUUGAGAACGAGAGAUCUCUGACAUCUCUUCGUGACGGGCUAAGGGUAGCUCGUGGGAUUGUUGAUCGGUCUCGGGCUGAGAUAACUGCUCUUCAGACCCUUGUCGAUGCCCACCAUCGGGAGCACAAGGCUCUCUGCGAGAUGCUUGAGCGCAAGGGCGUUCUUCAUCGGAAGAAGCAGCGUACUGAUGGUACGGCUUGA